Salvelinus fontinalis (brook trout) is the source of this 3495-nucleotide messenger RNA. RefSeq names its product leucine repeat adapter protein 25-like. NCBI's taxonomy places the organism in Eukaryota, Metazoa, Chordata, Actinopteri, Salmoniformes, Salmonidae. The record is from RefSeq and is a predicted model, not a curated record. The transcript has 3 exons. Bases 960 to 1496 code for a protein of 178 amino acids.
UAAUUGUAUGGUGUUGUAGCAAUCUAUUUAUACUAGAAGAUGAUAUUUGUAAUAUUCAGUAGUGGGACUUUCCUACUUUUUAACAAAUAGUGUUGGAGCAACUAAGGAUGUUUUUGAUAAGAGACUGGAUAGAUGCAUAAUGAUAUUUGCUGUGAUGUAGUACUGAACGAAUUUCAGUGUGUUGUAAAAACUGUAAUAGUGGAUAAUUUUGGAUUUAGGAGUUGUAGUAUAAAUACAAUUCAAGGCAACAAAUACAAUACAAGUGCCCCACGAAUUGAGGUAUCACGUGUGACUAACACAGUGUAAUUUUGUAAAUGCCGGAUCUCUGGAAUGAUGCACAAUUCACCCAAGUUAAGUCGAAAUCGUGCCAGUGCUGUCUGAGAUCACGUGUGACGAAAGUAGAAAUGUACUGAUGGAGACAGAUCCAUAGUUCACUCCCCGAUUUAAUUGUGGGGGACAAUUGGAAUAUUCAGUAUUUCUGGAUGGCAAGAUUGGGUGGGAGUUUUCAGUGGUUUUGUCUUGAGGUUAGGCAUUUGGAAAUGGGUUAAGGUGAAGAAUGUGGUAUUGCUAGAAUGAAAUAAAACACCGGCCUCGACAUAUGAUAAUGUGGUUUUCCGGAAUUAUCGUUCCAAAGGACGUACUUAUACUGUUUCCUCUAUCCCCAAAUAUAGUGUGUUUUGGAAGCGGUGUAGCGCCUCGGUCUCGCUGCGACGAAGUGGGACGGGGAGGGGAUAUUAUCCAGGGCGAGUUUGGCAGUUGAGACAGGAAAGCGUAGUGGGAAACAAAGCAAGGACAUCAGACAUGAAUUCAUCUUGGUAACAUUUGCAUAGGCUUCCGUUAUGUUUUCAUUGUCAAAGCAGUUUUUCAUCCACACUACGAUGGAUGCUGUGUGCAUGGCGCCUCUAUUGUGCUACUGAGGACUCGUUGGAAAUAGAAUAACCGGACUGAAGAGGUAUAAAAUGAACGGGUUCCAGUCCAGUCCUCCUGAAUGUCCAGACAGCGUCUGUUCAAUCGAAGGACUACCCCCUUUGCCAAAAGGCCUCAGCGGCAUCCUGAACUCCAGUGGUGGCUCAUGGAGGGACAUCAAAAAAGUAUACAGUAAACUGACAAGCAUUCAGGCCGACAUUAGCAAGUCUACAGUGAUCGAUACUCUCCGCCGCAGCAAGCCUGCAAGUCUGGACGCAGGGCUCGCAGUGCUGCGCGAAGAAAUGGUGGGCCUCAGACAGUUGGACAUGUCUCUGCACUGUCAGCUGUGGUCUCUCUAUGAGUCCAUCCAGGAGUACAAGGGAGCUUUUCAGGACAUCUCCAACUCUCUGCUGUCAGAGAGCAGCAUCACUACAGAAAAUAGUUACUCUGAGGAAGAGGAUGAUUAUGAAGAGGAGGAGAACGAUGGUGAUAAUGUACCUCAGAAUCUACCUGGCACUUCACUGACUCUCCAGUCAACUCAGAACUCCCGGGACCAAUGGAUCAAAGAGUCUUUCCACAUUUCCUUAUAAACCAACUAAUAUUUUUCCUGUAUUUACAUAAUAUAAUCUGUUUCCUGUUCUGUAUAGCUGUUUUAUUAUUUCUUAUACUUGUACCCACCUAGCUAGGUUAUUGGCAGAAGGACAUUUUUAAACUGGUGUCAUACUGAUGAACCGUCUCCAUCACACAAGGAGCUGACAUUUUCAACAAAACCUUGUUACUAUAUAAUCCUUCGUUAAAGAGACCUUGCUUGUUGAUUUGGACUAAUUGUGCAUAUCUUGAAAACAAAAGCCAUAUUUCAAAUACCUGAUCAUUUAUAUGUAUAUAUAUAUAAAUAUAUACAUGUAAAUGCCUUGUAAUUUACUCCUUCAUCGGAGUAAAACAAUAGAUUUUUCUCUAAAUAUAAUUUUCUUCUCUACAAUUUUAAGAUUGAAUGUAAGCUUAGUCACGUAGUCACAUACACACAAUGCUGGUAUUUCUCCUUUUUGUUUGUUGUGAUGGGAAGUUUAUGUAUUGAGCUUUUUUAAUAUCUUGGCAUAAAAAUAAAAAAUGCUAUGGACAGGUUUGGAAAGGGGUAAUUGACAUACUCUAACCACUGGAUGGCAACAUUGGUUGUGACAGAUAUCAGCAUCUGUUCCACAUGUAGAAAACCUGAAAAAUCUUGUUUCCCAAGGUGAAGUCAGAAAGUCCUUCAGUUCCAAAAAGUGUACUUUUGUUCCUGUGUUUCUGGCUCACGGCAGAGUAUGCAUAUUGAUAACUGUGGAAGUGUGCCUUUUUGAUAACUGUGGAAGUGUGCCUUUUUGAUAACUGUGGAAGUGUGCCUUUUUGAUAACUGUGGAAGUGUGCCUUUUUGAUAACUGUGGAAGUGUGCCUUUUUGAUAACUGUGGAAGUGUGCCUUUUUGAUAACUGUGGAAGUGUGCCUUUUUGAUAACUGUGGAAGUGUGCCUUUUUGAUAACCGUGGAAGUGUGCCUUUUUGAUAACCGUGGAAGUGUGCCUUUUUGAUAACCGUGGAAGUGUGCCUUUUUGAUAACCGUGGAAGUGUGCCUUUUUGAUAACCGUGGAAGUGUGCCUUUUUGAUAACUGUGGAAGUGUGCCUUUUGAUAACUGUGGAAGUGUGCCUUUUUGAUAACUGUGGAAGUGUGCCUUUUUGAUGGCCGUGGAAGUGUGCCUUUUUGAUGGCCGUGGAAGUGUGCCUUUUUGAUAACCGUGGAAGUGUGCCUUUUUGAUAACCGUGGAAGUGUGCCUUUUUGAUAACUGUGGAAGUGUGCCUUUUGAUAACUGUGGAAGUGUGCCUUUUUGAUAACUGUGGAAGUGUGCCUUUUUGAUGGCCGUGGAAGUGUGCCUUUUUGAUGGCCGUGGAAGUGUGCCUUUUUGAUAACCGUGGAAGUGUGCCUUUUUGAUAACCGUGGAAGUGUGCCUUUUUGAUAACUGUGGAAGUGUGCCUUUUGAUAACUGUGGAAGUGUGCCUUUUUGAUAACUGUGGAAGUGUGCCUUUUUGAUGGCCGUGGAAGUGUGCCUUUUUGAUGGCCGUGGAAGUGUGCCUUUUUGAUGGCCGUGGAAGUGUGCCUUUUUGAUGGCCGUGGAAGUGUGCCUUUUUGAUGGCCGUGGAAGUGUGCCUUUUUGAUGGCCGUGGAAGUGUGCCUUUUUGAUAGCUGUGGAAGUGUGCCUUUUUGCAUCUAACUAUUACUUACAGUAUCUCACAGGAGAAGUUAUGUGGAUGCCAUUGAUAUCAUUGUUUAGCCCUUUAAAGUUAUAUGACUGUACUUUUGCAUGUUUUUGAUUCAUGAGAGCACCACUCUGACUGUCUGGCCAUUAUAAACAAACCAUUCCAGCCACACAUGGACUUAUUAGGUAAUGAUCCCUGUUCUCUCCCCAGGGUAGGAGGAGGAGUCCAGAACACAGUAGCUGUAAAACAUUCAAAUACCAUCAUAACCCAUUCCUUACUAACGGAAUUAGCCCUGAACAUCUAGUGUUUCUACUUAUUUAGUGGUUGAAAUAGAAUUAGAAUAAAACAUAAAAGUCUUGUUUA